This is a messenger RNA of Sclerotinia sclerotiorum 1980 UF-70, 624 nucleotides long. RefSeq lists its product with no specific name. NCBI's taxonomy places the organism in Eukaryota, Fungi, Ascomycota, Leotiomycetes, Helotiales, Sclerotiniaceae. The record is from RefSeq and is a predicted model, not a curated record. Bases 1 to 624 code for a protein of 207 amino acids. The transcript is spliced from 2 exons.
AUGGAUAUUGAAACGACAGCUGUCGAGCUUGAGGAAGAGUCAAUGGAUAUUGAAAGGAAACUUUCGACUGACAAAAUUGUUAAGAAACCUGCUUCUAAGAAACCCGAUUCUAAGAAGGCUAUGGAUGGUGGGAUUCCGAAGAAGAUGAGGAAAGGGUCGCUCAGCAUCAAUUCUGCUUCUAAAGCCCCUUGCAAAGCCCCUUCUAAAGACCCUCCUAAAUCCCCGUCUACAUCCCCCUCUACAUAUCCUUCCACCUCUUCCCCCACUUCUUCCCUCACCUCCCCCUCCGCAGCUUCUCCCACAACUCCUAUCACAUCUCCUUUGAAACCUUCUCUCAAAUCUCCUUCAGACCCUUCUCCUGAUCGACAUUUGCAUCGUCCCAAUGGCAAAUUUGCUCCUUUGAUACGUAUGAUACGGAUCAUCGGCAUGCAAGGUGUGCAGAGAUGCUGUGAGACUGACGAAAUGGAUACUGAUGAAGAUUACGAGUGGAACUACCCUGGAUUCAAUGGAUAUCUCUUGGAAGAGUUCAGUGCCAAGAGAAGACAAUUCCCAGAAAUGGGAUUGGAUAAAGUGGCUUUGGCCACGUAUCGUGCGGGAGAAGUCAAUGAAUAUGGCAUUGCCUAA